Messenger RNA from Pangasianodon hypophthalmus (striped catfish), 3104 nucleotides. RefSeq names its product soluble guanylate cyclase 88E. The transcript is spliced from 20 exons. The record is from RefSeq and is a predicted model, not a curated record. NCBI's taxonomy places the organism in Eukaryota, Metazoa, Chordata, Actinopteri, Siluriformes, Pangasiidae. The coding region runs from base 214 to 2490 and encodes 758 amino acids. Gene Ontology annotation, cellular component: guanylate cyclase complex, soluble. Gene Ontology annotation, biological process: response to oxygen levels; cGMP biosynthetic process; nitric oxide-cGMP-mediated signaling. Gene Ontology annotation, molecular function: guanylate cyclase activity; heme binding; oxygen sensor activity.
ACAUAAGUGGGCCAGCUUUAAAAAAUGAGUCCUGUCCCACCUGAUAGAUUCUCAAUAGCACCGUUGUGUUAGAAGGAGCCUGAGUGACUUGAGACAAGCAUUCAGGUGCUUGAGAUUUCUUAUCAAGCUUUUGUUCAUCUUGUGACCCAAAAAAUCAAUCUCACGGAGCGUCUGAAGAAAGUGUGACCAAGGCUUUACAGCUUUGAGUUCAGCAUGUACGGCCUGCUGUGUGAGAGUCUGCACGACUUCAUUAAGGAGUCGUAUGGGGACGACGUGUGGAAGCUGGUGAGGGAGAGGGCAGACGUCCGACUGCACUCCUUUGUCACACACCAGGUCUACAGUGAAAGUGUAAUCCCACGCAUAGCCAAAGCAGCGAGUGGUGUCACAGGCACUCCCUAUAAUGAGCUGAUGAACUCCUGGGGCGUUUACUUUCUGGGCUUUGUAGGGAAGUAUGGUUAUGACCGCAUUCUGAAGGUAUUGGGUCGUCAUGUGCGUGACUUUGUUAAUGGUCUAGAUAACCUGCAUGAGUAUCUGCGCUUCAGUUACCCUAAAGUGCAGCCACCCACCUUCUUCUGCCAGGAGGAGUCUGCUACCGGAGUCACACUGCACUACAGGAGCAAGCGAAAAGGCUACCUGCACUAUGCUAUGGGUCAGCUGAGGCAGAUGGGGAAACAGUUCUACGACACAGACAUCCAUGUGGAGGUUCUUUCUGAGCAGCUGGUGGGAGAUUAUUCUCACGUCACUAUGAGAUUGAACUUUGAUAACUCUGCUUACCGCUACAUCCAGAAAGAGGAUGAAGAAGAGCAGGAGAUCCUGCCAAUCACUAGUGACUUCUUCUUUGAGGUGUUUCCCUUCAAUAUUGUGUUCAGACAGGACAUGGUGGUGCACAACGUUGGCUCUGGUUUGGCCACUGUCUUUCCUGAUCUGGAUGGGAAGAAGAUUAACGAUGCUUUCCUCCUGGCACGCCCCCUGGUGGAGUUCACCUGGAACAUGAUCAUUUCCCACCCUAACAACCUGUUUGAAAUCAUGUCUAAGGAGCCUGUGAAGAGGGAACGAAACCUUCAUAAUAGAGUCCAGAACUCUGAUUAUGAGAACGCUAAUCGCUCUGCUGAUGUAGAUGUGGAGCUCAUGGCCUUCCAGUCCAUCAUCGGAGAUGACUACAAAGAUGGAAACAGUGCCAAUGCCAUGGAGAGCUGGGGUGAUGGAAGCCGCUGCCUCAAACUGAAAGGCCAGAUGAGAUACAUGCCUGAGUGGGAGUCCAUCAUCUUCCUGGGAACACCUGUAAUGGAGAGCCUGAGUGCUAUGUUUAAGACCGGGCUCUACAUUAACGACCUGAGCAUGCAUGACUCCAGCAGAGACUUGGUGCUGGCAGGCACCCAGCAAUCUGAAGAGCUCAAACGGGCUCUCAUACAGGAGCAGAAGAAAUCGAGCAAGCUGGAGGAAAGCAUGAAGAUGUUGGAUUAUGAGAUGAAGAAGACAGACGACCUGCUGUACAGGAUGAUUCCCAAACCUGUGGCUAAGAGGCUGCGCAAGGGAGAGCCUGCAGUGAACACGUGUGAGGUGUUCCCGGAUGUGACCAUCCUGUUUAGCGAUGUAGUGGGCUUCACACGCAUCUGUAGCCACAUCACUCCCAUGCAGGUGGUGUCCAUGCUCAACACCAUGUACACACUGUUCGACACACUCAGUGAGAAACACAGAGUCUUCAAGGUUGAAACUAUUGGAGAUGCUUACAUGGUCGUAGCAGGAGCUCCAGAGAAGACUAAGUACCACGCCCAUAACAUCUGUGACAUGGCCUUGGACAUGGUGCGCUCCAUUGACCAUCUCAAAGACCCAUCUAACGGAAACAACAUUCAGAUCCGAGUGGGCAUCCACUCUGGAAUGGUUGUCGCUGGGGUCGUAGGUCACAAAAUGCCUCGCUACGGUCUUCAUGGUGAUACGGUCCACACGGCGUCUGCCAUGGAAAGCAAUGGAAAGGAGAUGCACAUCCAGCUCAGCAGCGCCACCUAUGAGCACUUGAAGGGCAGUCACUUUAUCUUCGAGAGACGUGGAACAAUAACAAUUAAGGGUAAUGUGGAGAUCGAGACGUAUUGGCUGAAGGGGAAGAGGGAUAAAGACGGGAACGCGCAGGCUGCCUGCCCUCAGUUUGAGGCUCAAACCAUCAGUAAGGCUGCCAUCUCAGCCGCCGAGCCCCCUAUUGAUGAAGAAGAACUGGUGUUCCCGUCAGUAACAGGUGAGGAUGAAGAUGACGUGAAGUCGAUCCGCUCUCACCGUAUUAAAAUGGAAACAUCCGGCAACUCUCUGGAGGAGUCCAUGGAAGAGGGCCGUGUGGAGGAGUUGUCUGUCAGCAAGGUUGGGGAUGGUGGUCUCCAGGACCCUCACAUCGAGAUGGACUCUCCAGACUUUGAUGGCCGGGACUCCAUCAUGCAGUCUCCGGAAGGUUCCUGUGACUCUCGCUGCUCAGAGAAAAGCACAAUGUGUUCCAUAUCCUGAAACAGAUGCUAUUAGACUCAUUCUAACCCUGAUUUUGGCCUGCAUUAAUAUCAGUUUAGUUUAGUAUGUGACUUUUUCAGUGAAGGCACUUAGAACAGAUUUAUGGGAGUUGCUCUCCAGAGAAGCUCUGUAUACUGGAGUUGUAAUAUACAGUACAUUAAUACACAUUACUGUAACACUCAUUUUGUCUUUGUUACAACACUUGCCACACAACAACUUUGUCUUGAUGUUACACUUUUACGUAUAAGAGCUGUAGGAUUGUCUUUAGACUACAAUCUUUUAUUUCUUAGUAAGUUUUAAUGUACUAUUCUUGAGAGUUUUACUGUUAACAAGUUGUGAAUUCAAAAUGAACUAUUAAAUCAGAGUUACUGUUAUUUGUGUCUAAAUUUAGUAAAAUGUAAUAGUACACAGUAUAUGAUCAGCCAGAACAGAAAACUUCAAUGAGGACAAAAGGAAGUUGGGACUUGAUCGAGAUGAAAUAAACCACUUUUACUGACUGAAUUUAAUUCUUAAUUACAAAACAUUUUUGGUAUAGCACGUGUCUGUACAUCGUUGUUGUUGUUUUUGUGCUACAUUGUUGUUUUGUUAAUUAAACAUUUACCUGAAAUACAUAC